ACAGUUUUUAUUCUUUUAAUUUUCUGUUCCUGAUCUCUCUUUCUCUGAACAAUAACUUACUGAAAACACCCACCACCCAAAUCUUUUUUCUUCGCACUGAUAUCUUUUGGUUGGUGGAUCUUGUUAUAACAGCUUAUUAAUUUCAUGAUGGAUUUGAUAAAUUCAGUGAUGAAUUGGGUGGUGCCUCCAGCAAGCUUGGUGAUGCUGGCUUGUUCAUGGCCAGCUUUGUUCUUUAUUAAUACAUGUGAGUGGCUAUACAGAUCUUAUUAUAGUGAAGAUAUGGAAGAUAAAGUUGUCAUCAUCACUGGAGCUUCUUCCGGCAUAGGAGAGCAAAUUGCAUAUGAAUAUGCAAAAAGGAAAGCAAAUCUUGUAUUGAUUGCAAGGAGAGAACAGAGACUCCGAGGGAUCAGUGAGAAAGCUAGACUUUUUGGUGCAAAGCAUGUCAUGAUUAUGGCUGCAGAUGUUGUCAAGGAAGAUGACUGUAGGAGAUUUGUUGAAGAAACCAUAAACUUCUAUGGACGUGUGGAUCAUCUAGUCAACACAGCAAGCCUGGGACAUACAUUCUAUGUUGAAGAGGUUUUGGAUACUUCUGUGUUUCCCCACUUGCUGGACAUAAAUUUUUGGGGAAAUGUGUAUCCGACUGUUGUUGCUCUUCCUUACCUUCAUCAGACUAAUGGACGAAUCAUCGUUAAUGCUGCAGUUCAGAACUGGUUACCACUGCCGAGAAUGAGCUUAUACGCUGCUGCAAAAGCAGCUCUGGUGAACUUUUAUGAAUCGCUGAGAUUUGAAUUGAAUGGCGAUAUUGGAAUAACAAUAGCAACACACGGUUGGAUCGGAAGUGAAAUGAGUAGAGGCAGGUUCAGGCUAGAGGAGGGUGCGGAGAUGCAAUGGAUAGAAGAAAGAGAGGUUCAAGCGAGUGGUGGUCCGGUAGAAGAGUAUGCAAAGUUGAUAGUAUCGGGAGCAUGCCGAGGAGAUCGGUAUGUGAAGUUUCCAAGCUGGUAUGAUGUAUUCCUCCUUUACAGGGAGUUUGCACCCAAUGUUCUCAACUGGACACUCCAUUUGCUGCUUGCCGGGCAUGGUGCAAGAAGAACUUCUCUCGUAGGAACCGGCAGACCUUUAAUAGAAGGCAGCCCUCCAAGGAAAUUUCUCACAGGUCCAAUUACCUUCUCACAACUAAGUCCCCAGCAAAUGCAGAAAUUGGAAUAAGAGAAGCCUAAGCCUUUUGUCUGAGGCAGUCAUGCAAUUAGCAUCCUUUCUAAGGUCUUGUUCUCUUUUUCUUUCCAAAUUUUCUGGCCUUUUAACAUUUUACCAGCGAGUUUAAACUCUGACACCCACAGUUUUUUUUCACCUUUUUAACACUAUUUGGGAAUUUUUGUAAAAUUUUAUGAAUAAGUGGGGCUUAUAUUAUGAUUGUUCAAUAAAAAAACUUCCAAUUAAUACUUGAA
Messenger RNA from Ricinus communis (castor bean), 1445 nucleotides. Its product is annotated as 11-beta-hydroxysteroid dehydrogenase B. The coding region runs from base 145 to 1206 and encodes 353 amino acids. NCBI's taxonomy places the organism in Eukaryota, Viridiplantae, Streptophyta, Magnoliopsida, Malpighiales, Euphorbiaceae. Gene Ontology annotation, molecular function: oxidoreductase activity. The record is from RefSeq and is a predicted model, not a curated record. The transcript has 6 exons.